Messenger RNA from Thunnus maccoyii (southern bluefin tuna), 1505 nucleotides. It is a transcript of the gene sdhb, whose product is annotated as succinate dehydrogenase complex, subunit B, iron sulfur (Ip). Gene Ontology annotation, molecular function: 2 iron, 2 sulfur cluster binding; electron transfer activity. The record is from RefSeq and is a predicted model, not a curated record. The transcript has 8 exons. Gene Ontology annotation, biological process: tricarboxylic acid cycle; respiratory electron transport chain; aerobic respiration. Gene Ontology annotation, cellular component: mitochondrial membrane. Lineage: Eukaryota; Metazoa; Chordata; Actinopteri; Scombriformes; Scombridae. Bases 16 to 945 code for a protein of 309 amino acids.
GCUGGUACGUAAAACAUGCGCUCCCAUCAGCGUCAUGACGUAGCCACCCCGGACGCUUGGACAGCACGCAGUGGAGGUCAGAGAAGCUCCAAAAUGUCGGUUGCAGCGCUGACGUCCUUGAGCCGCUGCGGUGUUUUGGCUUUCCGCUCGCCCGCUGGACUGGUGGCGGUGCGGUAUGCCCAGACAGCAGCAGCUCCAGCAGCACAGCCCAGGAUAAAGAAGUUUCAGAUUUACAGAUGGGAUCCAGAUACUCCAGGAGACAAACCCCGCAUGCAGACCUACGAGAUCGACCUCAACACUUGCGGCCCGAUGGUUCUUGAUGCCCUGAUCAAGAUCAAAAAUGAGAUGGACUCCACUCUGACUUUCCGCCGCUCCUGCAGAGAAGGUAUCUGUGGAUCCUGCGCAAUGAACAUCAAUGGAGGAAACACACUGGCCUGUCUCAACAAGAUUGACACCAACGUUGGCAAACCAACCAAAAUCUACCCCCUUCCACAUAUGUAUGUGGUCAAAGAUCUGGUGCCUGACAUGAGUAACUUCUACGCUCAGUACAAGUCGAUUGAACCCUACCUGAAGAAGAAGGAUGACUCAAAGGAGGGGAAGGAGCAGUACCUGCAGACUGUGGAGGACAGACAGAAACUGGACGGGCUGUACGAGUGUAUCCUGUGCGCCUGCUGCAGUACGAGCUGCCCCAGCUACUGGUGGAACGGAGACAAAUACCUGGGGCCUGCUGUGCUUAUGCAGGCGUAUCGUUGGAUGAUCGACUCUCGAGAUGAUUUCACAGAGGAGCGUCUGUCCAAGCUGCAGGAUCCUUUCUCUCUGUACCGCUGCCACACUAUCAUGAACUGCACCAAGACCUGCCCCAAGGGCCUGAACCCGGGAAAAGCGAUAGCAGAGAUCAAGAAGAUGAUGGCCACAUACAAGGAGAAGAAGGCAGCUGCUAUUUAAACCUCCAGUUGUCCUGUACUGCUUUUCCCUAUACGAUUAAAUUAUAUAUUGAUUUUAAAAAAAGAUUCUUACUGAGGUCUGAAGGGCCAGUACACCUGUCAGCUCCGUCACCACCACCACCACCACCACCACCACCACCACACCCUGCAAGACUGCAGUCGACUGUAAUGAAAAUGGGUGCGGGUGGGUGUGUGUGUGUGCGUGUGUGUGUGUGUGGGGGUGGUUUGAGGACUUGGUGUUACACAAACGCACAUGUACAGUAUGAAUGCAGGAGAGAAAGUGUGUGUCUGAGUCUUGCGUGUACUGUAACAGAGGUAUUUAACUCCAACCCAACUGUUUGUAUGUUUGUCCACUCGGGAGACAUGAUGCUGCAUAUUCUAGUAAAAACAAGGCGUUUUUCUUUUGUGUUUAAACACUUUUUUUUUUUUUUUUUUUUUUUUAGCUUGUUGCUUUUUAGAUUAGCAACAGGUUCACAUACAUACAGUGUAUAAGUUCCCUCAGAUCUUCCAACAUACCAAAUGCAGUCUUUGUUUUGAUGAAAAAUAAAUAGUCAGAAUGCC